AUAAUAAUUGCUGGAAUAAUAAUUGAUUCUCAACAUCUGGAAAUAAGGUUAACAUAAAUUGAAAAUUUCUAGUCCAUUUUAAUUCAUUUUAAUACAUUUUUGAUUGAAAAAAUAGGAAGCACUUUGUUGUUUCAAUUCUGUUUCAUGUAUUAAAAUGGAUUAAAUCUUUUUUGACUUGACAACAGGAAUUUCGUAGUUUCAAUUCCACUUCAUGAAUUACAAUGAAUUCAAAGAAUUUUUAAACUUUAAAUUGAAUUACAAUGGAUUCAAAAAAAUCAAGAAUUUGAAUUCGACAAUGACGCAAAUCCAUUUCUAUCCAUUUCAAUCCAUUUUUAUUUGCUAGGAAUAAUAUAUUUUCCUAUUCGAAUUUCGCGUAUACAUUUUGAUUCAAAUUUCAUCGGAUAUAUGGAGGGAUUUUAUGGGAGAGAGUUUGUCGCCAUCAGAAACACAUGCUUCAAACACUUGCUUCUUGCAUCAUGAUUUCGCCUGAUGCAAUUGCCUCGUGCGAGUUGAGUGUGAUAGUGGUCGGUAACGGUUAAGGUUAGGAACAUCGGUGUGCUGCCUCGUGUUAUACAUUAUACAGUUCGUGAACAUAUGUAAUAUUUAAUUAUUGCUAUUUAGAAUAAACAAUUAAAAUGGCAACAGAAAGAAAAGGAACUUUUAAGGUUGAAUAUCUUCAAGAAAUUGAGAAAAAUAUACAAGUGAGAUGGGAAGCUGCAAAGAUAUAUGAAGUGGAUGCAUCUUUUUACGAUGGAAAAUCACCAGAUGAAAAGUUUUUUGCAACCUUUCCAUAUCCUUAUAUGAAUGGACGUCUUCAUCUUGGUCAUGCUUUCUCAUUAUCCAAGAGUGAGUUUGCCACUCGAUAUAAUCGUCUCUUAGGAAAAAAUGUACUUUUUCCUUUUGGUUUCCACUGUACUGGUAUGCCUAUUAAAGCAUGUGCUGAUAAAUUAAAGAGGGAAAUAGAAAUAUAUGGGUAUCCACCUAAGUUUCCUGAAGAAAUCGAAAUAAUCGAAGAAAAAGCAAAUGAUGUAUUAACAGAUAAGAGCAAAGGAAAAAAGAGCAAGGCAAUUGCCAAGGCAGGUUCAGCUAAAUAUCAAUGGCAAAUUAUGCAAAGUCUUGGCUUACAAGAUGAGGAAAUUAAGAAAUUUGCUAACGCUGCAUAUUGGUUGGAUUAUUUUCCACCGCUUGCUGUGCAAGAUUUAAAAUCUAUCGGUCUUCACGUGGAUUGGCGAAGAACAUUUAUUACAACAGAUGCAAAUCUGUUUUAUGAUUCUUUUAUACGCUGGCAGUUUCAGCAUUUAAAAUCUAGAAAUAAAAUCAAGUUUGGAAAAAGAUAUACCAUUUAUUCACCAAAAGAUGGUCAACCAUGUAUGGAUCAUGAUAGAUCCUCUGGUGAAGGUGUUGGACCACAGGAAUAUACUUUAAUUAAAAUGAAAGUUCAAUGUCCUCAAAAAAUCAAGAAUUUCAACGAUCAAUCAGUUUACCUUGUAGCUGCAACUCUAAGACCAGAGACAAUGUAUGGUCAGACAAACUGCUGGGUACAUCCAGAUAUGAAUUACAUAGCUUAUAAAUUAGCAUGUGGGGAUAUAUAUAUUUCUACGGAACGUGCAGCGAGGAAUAUGUCAUAUCAAGAUUUCUUUAAAGAAGGAGGAAGGAUAGAUGUUGUUCAGAAACUUACGGGCAAAGAUUUACUAGGAUUGGAAUUGGAAGCUCCUCUCACAUCUAAUAAAGUUAUUUAUGCAUUACCUAUGUUGACAAUAAAAGAGGACAAGGGUACUGGUAUUGUAACUUCUGUCCCUAGUGAUUCUCCUGAUGAUUACGCUGCAUUAAUGGAUUUAAAAAAGAAACGUCCAUUUCGAGAAAAAUAUGGAAUCACUGACGAAAUGGUAUUACCAUAUAAUCCAAUUCCAAUCAUCGAAGUUCCAGAACUUGGCAAUUUAGUAGCAGUAACGUUAUAUGAUCAGUUAAAAAUUCAAUCCCAAAAUGAUAAAGUUAAACUCAUGGAAGCAAAAGAAAUAGCAUACUUGAAAGGAUUUUAUGAUGGCGUAUUAUUAGUAGGUCCAUAUAAAGGCAAAAAGAUACAGGAUAUUAAGAAACUAAUUCAAAAAGAAAUGGUUGACAAUGGCACAGCAGUGAUCUAUUAUGAACCAGAAAAAACUAUUAUUUCAAGAUCAAGUGAUGAAUGUGUAGUAGCCUUGUGUGAUCAAUGGUAUUUAGAUUACGGUGAAGAAAGUUGGAAGAAGGAAACGCUUGAGGCUUUGAAGAAUCUUGAUACUUUUCACGAUGAAGUUCGAAGGAAUUUUCUUGUGUGCUUGGACUGGUUACAUGAACAUGCAUGUUCCAGAACAUAUGGAUUGGGCACUAAAUUACCAUGGGAUGAAAGCUGGUUGAUAGAGUCUCUGUCAGAUUCUACUAUUUACAUGGCUUAUUAUACCAUAGCACAUUUUUUGCAAGGAGGAACUUUUAAAGGGGAUAAACCUAAUACAUAUGGAAUAGAAGCCUCUCAGAUGACUUCGGAAGUGUGGGAUUAUAUCUUCUUCAAAAAUGCUAAACCGCCGAAUACAGAUAUAGAGAAAACAGUUUUAGACAAUAUGAGACACGAAUUUCAGUAUUGGUAUCCAGUAGAUUUGAGAGUGUCAGGAAAAGAUCUGGUACAAAAUCAUCUUACAUAUUUUCUCUACAACCAUACAGCGAUAUGGCCAAAUCAACCAGAAUUGUGGCCGCAAGGAAUAAGAGCAAAUGGUCAUCUGCUUCUGAAUUCAGCAAAGAUGUCCAAGUCAGAGGGCAACUUUUUAACACUUGCCGAGUCUGUAGAAAAAUUCUCAGCUGAUGGAACACGUCUUUGUCUAGCUGAUUCUGGUGAUUCGAUAGAAGAUGCUAAUUUUAUAGAGAAUACAGCCGAUGCAGGAAUUCUUAGACUCUAUAAUUUUAUAGAAUGGGUCAAAGAUGUUCUAAAUACAAAACAUUCUUUCAGCCAUGAUAUGCCACAUACUUUUCAUGAUAAAGUUUUUGAAAGCGAAAUAAAUUUGAAAAUACGGGAAACUGGUGAAAAUUAUUCAAAAAUGCUUUACAAAGAAGCAUUGAGGACAGGAUUUUAUGAAUUUCAAACAGCCAGAGAUAAAUAUUUACAAUUAAGUCCAAUAGCUAACCUGAAUUUAAUUAAAAAAUAUAUAGAAAUUCAAAUAAUUCUUUUAUCUCCUAUUUGUCCACAUGUUUGCGAAUAUAUAUGGACAGAUUUACUUAUGAAAAAUAGCAGUAUAUUUAAUGCAAGAUGGCCUACAAUAGGAGAAAUAGAUGAAAUUUUGAUCAAAUCGUCUCAGUAUCUAAUGGAUGCUGCUCAUACAUUUAGAGUUCUAUUAAAAAAUUACAUGACACCGAAAAAAACUAAGGGAAAGGACAACGUUACCAACACAGAAAAACCUAAUCAAGGGAUUAUUUGGGUAGCCAAGACUUAUCCUCCUUGGCAAAGUAUUGUUCUUACGACAAUGAGGGAAAUGUAUUCUAAAAAUGAAACUAAAUUACCAGACAAUAAAGUACUCUCUACAGCGUUUACCAACAAAGCUGAGUUAAAAAAAUAUAUGAAAAGAGUAAUGCCAUUCGUGCAACUCGUCAGAGAAAAAAUGGAAACUACUGGUCUUAAUGCAUUGAAUUUGACUCUUGAUUUCAAUGAAUUUAAUGUACUUGAAGAUAACAAAGAAUAUCUUAAAAGUACAUUAGGUCUUCAUGAUAUUAUUAUAAAAUAUACGGACGAAGCGCCAGAAAAAACGAAGGAAGAGUGCUGUCCAGGUGCACCGUAUAUCAAUUUUUUUAUAAAACCUGUAGUUUCGGUACGUCUUAUUAAUCCACAAAGUUGUAGCAGUUUAUUUGAACUGUCUAUGGAAAUUUCGACCAUAACAGCUAAGGAUAUCAUAUCUUAUAUUGUAAAGCAAAAUAAACAUAUAAAAGAUCCUGCUUCGAUUAUAUUAUAUCGGUAUGAUGAUCCGAUUCUGGGACCAAGAAUUAGACCAGUAGCAGAAAAUAUUUUAAAGAAUAAAACUGAGAUUCCGCUGAAUUCCGAAUUUAAUAUUAACGCAGAAACAAAAAAUGUUGAAGUCAACGUUGCCGGUAACACAUACUUGAUAGGCGAAUAUUUAAUAUAUAUUGAUAAAUUUCUAGAAAAUUAA
Messenger RNA from Pogonomyrmex barbatus (red harvester ant), 4163 nucleotides. RefSeq names its product Leucyl-tRNA synthetase (gene LeuRS). NCBI's taxonomy places the organism in Eukaryota, Metazoa, Arthropoda, Insecta, Hymenoptera, Formicidae. Gene Ontology annotation, biological process: leucyl-tRNA aminoacylation. Gene Ontology annotation, molecular function: aminoacyl-tRNA deacylase activity; ATP binding; leucine-tRNA ligase activity. The record is from RefSeq and is a predicted model, not a curated record.